GUUUUUCGGUCCAUGCCUGCACAAAGCGACAGUUGCAAACUCAGCUCAUAUCCGUACGCUCAUGUUUCUUUGACUUGAAGGACCAACAUUAAGCGAACGCUUUCCAUCAUGUUCGAAAACAACAGCAACUGUAGCCUGGCAGAUUUGAGAUACCCUCUCUUCAAAAUCACCUACAGCCUGGUGCUGGCACUGGGGCUUCCUCUCAAUGCAGUUGCUCUCUGGAUGUUUUUGCGUCGUCUAUGCAGGAGUAUAUCUGUUCCUGUUAUCUACAUGACAAACCUGGCAUUGUCUGACUUGCUCUUCGUGCUGUCGUUGCCAUUCCGCAUCCUCUACUUCUCUACGGGACGCUGGACCCUGGGUGACGUGGCCUGCAUGAUCCCGGGAACGCUCUUUUCUGUCAACCUCUACUCAAGUUCAUUCUUCAUCAUGCUGGUCAGUGUGGACCGAAUGCUGGCCUUGGCUUACCCCCUGCGCUCCCGUUCAGUUCGCACUCCCACAGUGGCCUGGAUCACCUGUCUGGCUGUGUGGAUAGUCAUCGGUACUCUGGCUGUGCCUGUGGCUCUGAACCACCGAGCCAACAACGACACGCAGUGCGGAGUGCAACGCUGCUUCGAACACUACAGCGAAGAGAACUGGCGCUUUGGCUUUUUCAUCCUUUGCAUUGUGACCACUGUAGGGAUACUUCUGCCUUUCUGCAUCAUCUUGGCCUGCACCGUGGUGGUCGUCCGGCAGUUGCGAGGGAUAGCCGUGACUUCGGCAUUACCCUCUUCCACUGAGGUCAGCAUAAAGAUGGUGUGGCUCCUUCUGUCCAACCUUCUGAUCUAUGCCAUCUGCUUCAUCCCCUUCCAUGCUGUCUUCAUCCUCUAUGGCUUGCAAAAGCUGAAUGUCUUCCAGUACUUUCACAACUUAUUAACUGUACAAACAGUGACCAUGUGCUUGGCCAGUACAAACAGCUGCCUGGACCCGCUUGUUUACUACUUUAGCACCAGGAGCCUGAAGAGGAAGAAUUCAUGUGACUCACAGAAAACAAAAGACCAUAAAACAUGCCAAACCUAUUAUUCAAUUCCCUUGAGAGGACUACCUGAAGACUGAUUUGCUUGCUCUAACAGACCAAGUAAACCUGGCAAUUAACAGGUGAGAUCAAUCAGGUUUUCUUGAGCAGGUCAAGCACCAAACUGUGCACGAACCAACUCCCCUCGAACUAGAAUUGGACUGGAACUUUGCCAUCAAGUCCACUGAAACAGUUCAGAUCAUAGCCUGAUCGUAGACUUGCAUUGCCUGUCUUUGUUGUUUCUUAUCGCUGAAUCAGAUUUGCAACCAAGACUGUUAAACUGACCUGAAUUGGUUAAAAACACCAGCAGCAACACCACCACCACCAUCACCACAUAGCACAACACAGACACACUUGCCUAAGUUGGUCCGGUACAUUGUCAUCAUUGUCUGCAAAAUAUUAAUCUCUCUUCAGUCCUACCACCUAUAAGGUACAAUAAUUGUUGUGUAUCAUUCCUGUUUUCUAUCUUUAUAUAAGAUUGUUCAGUUAACCGAUGCUUUUAGAAACUUAAACAUGUUUUUUAUUUUAACUGUGUAGCAUGUGCUUGCUCUGGUGUUAGUUCAAGACCAUUAUAAGCUACAAAAAAUGUAUAGGAGAAAAAAAAAUAUUUAUACAUUUAAUUAUGUAAAACUAUUAAAAAAAUAAAAAAAAACUUUUAAAAGUAUCCUGAGCUUUCUACAGACAUUUGUCAUGGGCACGAACCACCCAGUGGUCAGCAGUGCUGCUGCUAAUGGGCUGUUAGACUGUAAGUUAUUUAAAAAAAUAAUAAUUUGACAUAAUAUUUAGAUCAAGCUCAUUGAUUGGUCUAAUAUUGUAUAGUUACAUGACCAACAAAGCUUAUAUUUCACAAUAUAAGGUACUGUGUCAAUUUGAGCCUUCCAAUCAAUUUGCUAGUCUGCAUUAAAUGUUGCACUAUAUUUCUUUAGUUUUAAAUGUCAGAUUCAAUUUCCGUGUGGGCUGCAAAAAUUUGUGGUGGGUUAAGUGGGCCGCUGGUUGCAAAUGUCUGAGAACCCCUGUACUAAGCAAUCUGCUAAAGUACUAAUCUCAAAACAGACUUCAGAAAAAGAGCUAACAAUUCAAAAUCUCCUUCACUGAUGUUGUUAAAAGAGUAAUGCAUGAAAGGACUAAAGAUUUGUAUGUGGUUGACAAACAUUUUGGUAGUGCUUCCUAAGAAUCCAGUAUUUAUAAGCAUUAUACAUUAAUUUAUAAUUAAUGAUGUGCUAUGCAUUAUAUCUUAUAUUGGUUGUCAUAAACUUUUAUAGUAAAUUGCAAGUACUUAAUGAAAGUGAAAUAUAUACAGCUCUGGAAAAAAUUAAGAGAUCACUUCAGUUUCUGAAUCAGUUUCUCUGAUUUUGCUAUUUAUAGGUAUAUGUUUGAGUAAAAUGAACAUUGUUGUUUUAUACUAUAAACUACAGACAACGUUUCUUUCAAAUUCCAAAUAAAAAUCUUGUCAUUUUGAGCAUGUAUUUGAUAAACAUGAUAAAGGCUGAAGAAAAAAAGAUGCAGGGCUUUCAGUUUCCUUAAAUAAUACAAAGAAAACAAGUUCAUAUUCAUUAAGUUUUAAGAGUUCAGAAAUCAAUUUUUGUUGGAAUAACCCUGUUUUUAAUCACAGUUUUAAUGCAUCUUGGCAUGUUCUCUUACACACUGCUUUUGGAUAAUGUUAUGCCACUCCUGGUGCAAAAAAGCUUGGUUUCAUCUUCAAUUCGUUAAAAUCAAAGAAACUCAUAAUUUUUAACUGGCCUUUUGUUUUUUAUACAGAGCUGAAAUUUGUUAUAUACAGUACAAGUAUGUGUCUUUAUAAAGGCAGGUUUGUUCCAUGCCCUUCAAAUGUAACAGCAUUAGUAAAACACAUCUUUACUUAAAGCCAGUAAAGAAAGAGCACUCAUAAUGCACUUUAUAAAGGCUUUCAUAUGAAAUUUCUUCCACAUCUAAAAGGCUUGUAGGAAUUCACUUUACUUAAAGCCAUGACCCUGCAUAAUGCUUUUAAAUGUGUUAUAUAUAUAUAUUUUAUAUAAAACUGUGAAAUGUUUCAGAACCCAAACCUAUUUUAUAGUGUAUUAUAGCAUGUGCAAUAUGUACAAUGUUCUUAUAAGGCAUUAUGAACCCUGUCACAUACUUGUACUCUACUGUAUCCUAUAUUAUGUAACUAUAUAUAUUUGUGAGGAUUUAUACAAGCCAUUGAAAGCCAUUAUGAGAUAAAUAUGUAUGCUAUGUAAAUAUUAAUUAUAUUUCUAAAUACAUUUAUAAUGCAUUAUAAAUACAGGAUUCAUAGGAUACAUUACCAACUUUUUGUUCAUAGUUUGAAAAAGGCAGACUCUAAACUUUAUAACCAUGACUUGCAGAAGCACAUGUAACAUGGUAUGCACUUGCAAACAGUGGGCAUGGGUAUAACACUGUUACAGUCUGCAGCUGCCAAAGUUGGUUAAAACCACAAGGCCUGUGGAAUUUCCUAUGUUAAGAUGCAGCAUAUGGGUCCAAUCAACCAUGGCUGAAACGGUUUCUCUUGUUUCAGCUAUUUAAACCUUACUUGCUUUUGUUUAUUAAUAUAAUUUGGGUCACACAAUUUUACAAUGUCAGUGAGUGACCCAACAUUCCUCCUCAAAUCAUUCUCAGCUAAUGCACAAAUGCUCAGUAAUCAGUGCAAUACUCUAUAGACAUUGAUAUUGAAAGGAUAUUUCAGCACCAGCCAUUAACAAUUUAAUGUUGAUUACAAUUGUUGUACAUAAUAUUUUUAUUUGUAGUGUGAUGUGUAAGUAUUCAGGAUGCACCUUUUAACCCCUGUAGCAUGUAGUUGUUAUUUUAUUUAACACAUUAAAAAUGCUUUGCUAGUAAAACUUUCAGAGACUAGACAUAAUGUGAAAUUGGUACUUCCUGUGUCUUUUUAGUUCCAUGCAAAAGUAGCAUAAUUUAUUGAAGUGUAAUUAUUGCAAAAUAGCUUGAUCAGUACGCAAUAAUUAUUGACUGGGUUUAUCAAAAUAAGAAAAAAAACACGAUUUAAUCUGGUAAUCUUCUCGAUAUUUACAAACAUAAUGUUCUGUACGUACAAAGUGCAUUGAGGUAUUAAAGCAGCCAUAUAUGCUUUAGCUAUAUUUCAAUACUCCAAUACACUUUUUGUUAAAUUCAGGGUGAUCUGACAAAAGCAUUAGCUAUUUACUCUUCCCUACAUGCAAAGAUUCAGAUCACUUUAAAGGGAACAGAAUUUGACAUUGACAUUUAAACACAUCUAUAUGUGAGUGAGCUCAAUAAUGCUGGUUUAUACUUCUGCAUCAAGUCAACAUAGAAUCUAUGAUGUAACUUGCACAAGUGGCUGACGACCUUAUGGUCAUUUAUUCUUGGAAAACCUGCAUUGCUCCGCGGUUUAACGGCGAAGACAAGGAUGUGUAGGUGUUGCUGAUGCGUUGUGCAAUGCGUCAUUCAAUUUUUAGAGAGGUGCACAACAUGGCUACACCAUAGAUUUGACCCAAAAGUAUAAAAUGUUUGUGCAACCAAUAAAUUAUGGUAUUUCUAUAUAUGAUAGAUUGUUUGUACACUGUAUAUUAGCAUGUAUUGUGGGAUUGUUACAGUGCACUGAAAAGUUGCCACUACACAAACAAAUUAUUGCACUAUUUAGUGAAUAGAGCACAGUUUUGGACACAAUUGAAACCUUAAAGAGAGACAGCCAAGAAACAGCCAUUAAAGGAAACACCUGACAAACACAAAGGCUGAAUAGAACUUCUUAGAUCAAGCAAAGAGAAAGACGUUUGUAAACACAGGUAAAGCAUUUGAAUGGUGAAGAGGCCUAUAAAUGAAAUGCAUGAAAAGGGAUCAGUAUGUAGCUCUAUUUCUGUUCUAGUGUUACCUGAGUAAGAUUGACUUUUUUGCUGUUUCCCAGUCAGUAUUGUUUUGUCCCACUUUCAAAUGUUUGUGAUAUGUGUGGGAUUAUCAUAACUAGUUUGUUUUGUUUUUAAAGUCAGUUUGUUAACUCACAAUCGCAAGCUCAGUGUCAUUACCUUGUCAAAUCAUUUAAAUUAAUUUGGGAUGGAGAGAGGGGUGUGAUGCUUUGCUUUGCUUUGCUUUCUGUAACAAAUAUUUUACAGAUCUCAAUGCUUACUGGGCAGAUCUUCCAACAAAUGAAAGUUGCAUUUGCUAGUUAACCAUCUUGUAAUUAUACAACUUUCUGUUGAGCAUUUGAAGACAGCAUUCAAGUCCAGAGUCAAUUCAGUUACACAGGAAA
Molecule: messenger RNA, 5264 nt
Organism: Astyanax mexicanus (Mexican tetra)
Lineage: Eukaryota; Metazoa; Chordata; Actinopteri; Characiformes; Acestrorhamphidae
Gene: lpar5a
Product: lysophosphatidic acid receptor 5a
Exons: 1
Coding region: 109-1092 (327 amino acids)
Biological process (GO): G protein-coupled receptor signaling pathway; behavioral response to pain
Cellular component (GO): membrane
Molecular function (GO): G protein-coupled receptor activity
Source: RefSeq, a predicted model, not a curated record